This is a messenger RNA of Serendipita indica DSM 11827, 1308 nucleotides long. The record is from the annotation of a GenBank genome assembly. Lineage: Eukaryota; Fungi; Basidiomycota; Agaricomycetes; Sebacinales; Serendipitaceae.
AUGGACGACGAUGAUUAUGACGACUGCGCGAUUAUUACUGGCUGUAGCCCUCCAGCGAGCGAAGUGGCUCAGCUCCCACCAUUGAUCGAAUUCAAGCACACAAAAACAAAAACUCAAGUCUUUACCCACCGUUCAUUUUCAGCGAGGCCAAACGCCGUUUUUGAAGAUCCACCGGACAACAUUGCUCCGGACAAUGAAGUCCUCGAGUUCGUGGGAGAUUCUGUUCUCAGUCUUGCUGUUGCGUCUCUCAUACGAAUUACCUAUCCUGGAUUACGUGUUGGGCCUCACGCAAAAAUCCGGUCAUUAGUCGUUCAAAAUGCCACAAUCGCCCAAAUCUCGCAGCAUUACCGUCUGGCGGACAAUUUGCGAGCGAAUAGCUCGCAACUUGUCAGUCUUCGGUUUUCUACAUACGUUCAAGCUGACCUGUUCGAGGCAUACGUUGGUGGACUGCACGUAGAUUGGGGUUACGAGCAUAUUCGCACAUGGCUUUAUCGAGUUCUCACACCAUAUGUCAAAGAGGCUUACAGUAUCGUCAAGGGUGAAUACGUGGAUGCAGACUCGUCGAAAAGGCGUUCGUUACCGUAUACAGUCAACAAGAGCCCAAAGGAAGAUUUGUCCAAUUCCCCCUCUCGGCGUCACUCGCAGCAACCUCAUGGUGAAAGAAACGAGAUAACUGUACAUACAGCCAUGGUUCCUCCGGCUACCCCCCUUUAUGCACCUCCAACGCCGUUAUCUCAAGCCUCGAACAGCCCCGGUAGACAAAGAGAUCCCCUCCAGAGUAUAAUGGAGGACCCACUGGAUUAUAGCAGAAACUACAUACCGUCCCCGUUGUCCAGGCCCGACUCUGGCUAUCCUUCUCCGAAUUUGGAUGUCAGCGGCGGGGGUGGAGGCGCGGCCGAAGGGCACCUCCCACUCCUCAACCAGGUAAUACAGCAUGCGAAACGAUGGAUUGACUGGGAUUGGAAACCUGCCCCAAAUUCGUCCCCGACGACACCAAUCUGGGAUGCUGUCGGGACCAUGUCAAAAGUCAAGAUUGCCGAGGGUCGGGGGAACACGAAAAAAUUGGCCAAGAACGAUGCGGCGAGGAGACUUAUUGGCGAACUGCAGACGCGAUUGGGCAAAAAAGCGGUUACGACGGCCAGUUUGGCCAAAGAAUUGGAACGAUAUCAUAUGGAAAAACAGACAAUUCCUCUCGAUACCCUCAAGCAAGACUCGGACGUCCUCUCACGACUAGAGCAACUUGGGCUCAAUGACGACAUGCCCCCGUACACGACACCUCCAUACCGACCACUGUACGGCGCCUAUUAG